AGAGGCGGGCCGGAAAGCGCAAGCUCCACAUAAAACUAUCUUUCGCUUCUCCGCCUCGCCCACCUCCGGUCCAUGGUAUACCAUGCUGCUGGCGGCCGCCGCUGCUGCCGCGCCGGACCACCCCUUCUUCUUCCUCUCCCGCCGCCUCCCUCCUCCGCCGCUUAGUUUCUUCGCCGCGAGAAGAGCCGCCGCCGGCGGCGGCUCGGCCGUCUCGCCGCGGGCCCAGUUACGCCGGUGUCGCAGUCAGACUCGGAGCCAUCACUCCUCCCACUGUCGCUCUCAUUCUUCUCCUUCUUCCUGGUGCGGCAAUGUGCACGCACGCCGGAGCCGCCAUUGCCGGGUUGGUGCGACGACGCCUGACGAGCUGCCGCCGGGGAGAGGCGGCAGUUACCAUCCGUCUGAGGAUAUCGCGGAGACGCUGCAGCUGAACGACGGCGAGCCGGCGCGCCUCACCGACGCUGAAUCCGCCCGAACAAUCGUCGAGGUGCACAACAAGGCGACGGUGAUGAUAUCCACACUCAUAGACGACGGUGUGCACGAAAGGAUCAUCUUGCCAGAAUUCCCCUACUUGACCGACGAGAAUGGAGAUAUUUACUUCGAGGUCGACAACGAAGACACCGUCAUGGAAAGCAUCAUGGGCGACGACAAGCUUGCGCAUGUUAUCAUUGGAUUGGAUAACACAGAGGUCUUUGCCGACUUGGAUCUAGCAGCAUCAUCAGCUGAAUUUGUGCAAGAAGAUGACGAGGACGAUGACGAUUCAGAUGAUGAGGAAAGCGACUUUGAAGAUGACUUUGAAGAGGAGGGUGUGUUUGAUGUUGAUGAAGAAGAUGGCGGUGACGACGAUGACGACGAUGAAGAUGCGCCUAGCUGGUCCAACCUUGAAACCUUGAAUUCGUGCCAUCCACUGUACUUUGCAAGGAUGAUCGUAGAGAGUGCGAAUAAAUCUAGUAUAGAUUGGUUGGACCGGCCACCUGCUAGCCUUGUUGUUGAGGGUCAGCUGAGACCUGCCUUUGCUGAAGAGAGCACCAUGGUUUCCAGGCAUUUAUUGAAUGGUGAUGAACCACUGAAAGAUAGAAAGGAGAGUGGGGCUACAUUUUUCAAGGUCGAAGUUCUGAGCAUUGAGCUCAUCACUGCAUAUGGAACUGAGCCAAAGGUAAAGAUAGAAGAAUACCGGAGAUCUAGGCCGGACAUCAUCGCACAUUCGGCACCAAACAUAAUAUCGCGCUUGAGAGCUGGUGGAGACAAGAUAACACAAGCUCUGAAAUCACUCUGUUGGAGGUGCAAGGCCAUUAAAGUAGAGGAAGCAGCAAUUAUCGGCGUGGACUGCCUCGGGUUUGACUUGAGACUAUGCUCAGGAACACAAGUGCAGACACUGAGAUUUGCUUUCCCUACAAAGGCUACUUCAGAGUUCAGCGCAGAGAAGCAAAUACAUGAACUUCUCUUUCCUAGGAUACAUCAAGAAGGGCAGUCACCACAAACCCAGCAGAAAGAGUCUUGAUGUAAUCGGGAUAUGAAUUUUAUUCAUUUAGCGGGGAAAUUAGUUUAGCUAAAUAAAUUAGCCAUCUUCAUGAAAUUAUGGUAUAUUUCUAUAUUACAUUACGUAUAAGCAGCCAAAAAAAAAUGGAGCACGUUGACCAGUCAUGCUCGACGUACUAGAGAAACAGGUUUCCAGGCGUGGGUGAUCCUUUUCCUAGUUUAGACAAUUGAGGUGUAAAGUAAACUAUUUUUUUACAGUUUUUUUCGGGACAUGGUAACAUUUUUUUGACA
Brachypodium distachyon (stiff brome) is the source of this 1767-nucleotide messenger RNA. RefSeq lists its product as uncharacterized. The transcript has 11 exons. The coding region runs from base 83 to 1498 and encodes 471 amino acids. The record is from RefSeq and is a predicted model, not a curated record. NCBI's taxonomy places the organism in Eukaryota, Viridiplantae, Streptophyta, Magnoliopsida, Poales, Poaceae.